Molecule: messenger RNA, 165 nt
Organism: Gaeumannomyces tritici R3-111a-1
Lineage: Eukaryota; Fungi; Ascomycota; Sordariomycetes; Magnaporthales; Magnaporthaceae
Exons: 3
Coding region: 1-165 (54 amino acids)
Source: RefSeq, a predicted model, not a curated record
AUGGGAAGGGCCGACCUCGAAAAAGGGCGCCUGACCGUCGAGGGUUGGUACGACUUCCAUAUCUGGGGAGCUAGAAACCAAUGUAUCGCCGUUAAAAAGGUAAUGAGCCGCCCACCACUUUUUGCACGGUGCACAAAAAAGUUAAAAGUAAAAGGCGUGGAUUAA